AUGAAGGGGUCUCUUUGUCACCACUUGUUAUCCAUAAAUGAGAACAUAACUACGUCAUGUAACUCAUUUAUGACGUGCUUGCUUUUGUUGGUUGCAUCAGAACCAAUCAGCCAAAUGCUUCCCCUUAUCCAGAACAUUGAUCGUCCAAAUGAUACCGUAACAAUAUGCACUACUCGAGUGGAUGGUCCAUUGGUCACUGGUUAUCCGAGUUUAACUGGCCAACAAGCAACACAGUUACAUCAAAAUGAAGCUUACUAUAGUGAAAUGGCUGCAUUCGUAACAGUUGGACGUAAAAAUGUCAAAAUUACAGAUUUAUAA
This is a messenger RNA of Loa loa (African eye worm), 318 nucleotides long. RefSeq lists its product as hypothetical. The coding region runs from base 1 to 318 and encodes 105 amino acids. Lineage: Eukaryota; Metazoa; Nematoda; Chromadorea; Rhabditida; Onchocercidae. The record is from RefSeq and is a predicted model, not a curated record. The transcript is spliced from 2 exons.